This is a messenger RNA of Cylas formicarius (sweet potato weevil), 3674 nucleotides long. RefSeq lists its product as uncharacterized. The record is from RefSeq and is a predicted model, not a curated record. The transcript has 14 exons. Bases 16 to 3630 code for a protein of 1204 amino acids. NCBI's taxonomy places the organism in Eukaryota, Metazoa, Arthropoda, Insecta, Coleoptera, Brentidae.
UCAAAAUUGUUCUACAUGUUUGAAUAUUCAGAGUCUAAAGGAUUACCAAUACUGAUACCUCCUAAUGAUCUGAUCUCUGUGUCGACCGAAAAAUCAAACGAUAUAUCAGAAAUUAACUUAGACGGAGAUUAUAAGGAAUAUUUUGAAUGCCAUCAAGAAGAGGAUAAUGUUACACUCACGGUUACUUUGAAGGAUAAACCAUUGCCUUUCGAUGUUGUGGGUCCCAUUGCAUUAACGCUGAGUCUCAAAACAGAUAAAACUGCCAGCGCGGCAAUUAUAAUCUCCGUGGAACAUGAAGCAACAGCGGAUGAAGACGUGCCGGUAUUCUUAGAAUCGUAUUACGUAUUAACAUAUACAGAAAAAGAUGAUAUUCCAAAUCUAACCCCACCAGCAACAACGAUAUCCGUAGUUACUAAAAAGCCUCAAGACAUCGAAGACAUUACGUUGACUGGCGAUUAUAAUGAAUAUUUCCAAUGCAUGCAAGAGUCAGAUAAUAUUACAUUCACAAUUGCUCUGAAAGACAAACCAUUGCCGUCCGAUGUUGUCACCGCAGUGGUCUUAACAUUGAGCCUAAGAACUGAUCACGUUGCCAAUACCACCAUAAUUGUGUCAGUGGAAAUUAAGACUGAAGAAGAUGUGCCUGUUUUUUCAAAAGCGUCCUACAUGUUCACCUAUUCGGAAUCUGGAGGAUUACCAAUACUGACUCCUCCUACUGAUGUCAUCUUUGUUGUCACUGAAAAACCCAACGAAAUAUCAGACAUCAGCUUAGAAGGAGAUUAUAAGGAAUACUUCGAAUACCAUCAAGAAGAGGAUAAUGUUACGUUCUCGGUUAAUUUGAAGGAAAUCCUAUUGCCUUUUGAUGUUGUCGGUCCAAUUGCAUUAACGUUGAGCCUCAAAACAGAUAAAACUGCCAACGCCGCGAUAAUAAUCUCCGUGAAACAUGAAGCACCAACGGACGAAGACGUGCCAGUAUUUUCAGAACCUUAUUACGUAUUGUUUUAUAAUGAAACUAAUGAUAAUCCAGCUUUAACACUAGCAUCAUCCACGAUAUCAGUGGUUACUAGAAAACCGCAAAAUAUCGAAGACAUUACGUUGACUGGAGAUUAUAAUGAAUAUUUCCAAUGCAAGCAAGAGUCAGAUAAUAUUACAUUCACAAUUGCUCUGAAAGACAAGCUAUUGCCGUCCGAUGUUGUCACCGCAGUGGUCUUAACAUUGAGCCUCAGAACUGAUCACGUUGCCAAUACCACCAUAAUUGUGUCAGUGGAAACUAAGACUGAAGAAGAUGUGCCUGUUUUUUCAAAAGCGUCCUACAUAUUCACGUAUUCGGAAUCUGGAGGAUUACCAAUACUGACUCCUCCUACUGAUGUCAUCUAUGUUGUCACUGAAAAACCCAACGAAAUAUCGGAUAUUAGCUUAGAAGGAGAUUACGCGAAGUAUUUCGAGUGGCAUCAGGGGGACGAUAAUAUAACAUUUACAAUCACGUUGAAGGACGAACCUCUUCCAGAGACCACAGCCAGUCCAGUCGUGCUAACAUUAAGCCUUAAAACUGACAACGUCGCCCGCGUUGUGAUACUCGUCUCCAUAGAAAACGCAACCGCACUAGACAUUGAUGUUCCCGUGUUCUCUAAAGCGUUUUAUACUCUUACUUAUUCCCUAUCAACAGAAGUCAUAACAUCCAGCGAUACGAUUUCCUUGGUGACAGAAAAACCAAGCGACAUAUCAGAAAUUCGUUUAGAAGGAGAGUAUGAAGAUUACUUUAUCGUUACCCACGCGGAAGAUGCGAAAACGUUCGAAAUUUCAGUGAAAGAUGAAAAACAGCUACCGUCGAAUGCACCAAGCCCAGUACUCUUAACACUAAGUGUCCAGACAGACCGUGCAGCCAGUGUCGCCAUAGUCAUAGCAAUAGAUGAAUCGACUGAAGUGGUAGUGGACGUGCCCGUGUUCACGCGAAGCUUUUACUCUUUUAAUUACUCCGAGAAGUCAUUGGCACCCCACGAUGGACCGAUCUACGUGGUGACCAAAAAACCAGAUAGCGUUACCGACGUUCAAAUCGAUGGAGACUACGCGAAAUACUUUUCCUACAAGCAAGGCGAAAACGAAACAAGCUUCAUCCUCACGCUAGAAGUUGAUCUACCAUCCGAUGUGGAAAGUCCGAUUACGCUAACGUUCAGUGUGACAACGGACACAACCGCUAGAGUAAUCCUUAUCGUUUUUGUUGGUAACGACUCGCCCGAGGUAGAUAUAGAUAUUCCAAGGUUUUCCCGGUCAUACUACUCCUUCACCUACACUGAAAAUGAUGGAAAAGCUCUGCUUGCCUCUAACGACGGUGAUGUCACGGUAACGACGCAAAAACCUGAUAGUGUUAGCGAUGUGAAGCUGUUGGGAGAUUACCGGGAAUAUUUCGCAAUAAAAGUGGAUAAGACGACAAUAACAUUAACUGUCUCGCGAACUCUGCCAAAUAACACACCCACGCCCGUGAUUUUGAUGCUGACCUUGAAGACUGAUGUCGAGACGAGCGUGAACUUCAUCGUGAACAUCAAGAAUGAAGAUUCAACCCCACAGUUUAGCAGCCCUUACUUCAUCGGAACUUACAACUCAACCACCAAGCAGAUCGACAUGGAUGACAAAAUCGAAAUAACAGGGAAUCCAACACUGAAAAUAUCCGAGGACUCUGGCUGUUCGUCGUACUUCGAUUUGGUAAAAGACGGCACUGGAUAUCGUUUAACUGUCACCAAAGCUUUACCAUCGGACGUACUAGAACAAUCUAGUUUAGUUCUAGUUGUGGUCGCCCGGUUAAAUGGAAAGGACGUCGCAUUCGCGACAGUGGUCAUUAAUCUGCCUGUUGAAUCGAUGCUGCCCCCUAGUGAAUCCGACGACAAAUCCUCAACCAUUACGGCUUAUAUGAUAACCGUUAUAGUUCUGUGCAUUGUGCUGACCAGUAUAAUAGUGGCGAUGAUUUUGCUGUGGUAUUUCAAAAUUAGGAAUACGAGUUACGUGGAGCUCGAGGAAACUUCAAGCGGCAACACAAAUUUCGGCAAAAAAAACUCAAACGUAAACAUUGACGACGUGAUAAGAAGACCCACUGGAUAUCCGUUCGGACCACACGGGGAUGCGACGUACACCGUGUCCGGAGAGGAAACGGCUAACGAGUAUGACAUUCCGAAUGACCCUGAACUCAACAAAGGGAAAAGGGUGGCCUUCGACAACGUGGUUCAAAGUAUAGAUGUGGACGUCGAUAGAGAACUUUCUGAAGGCGGUAACAAUCUCCCGCGUAGGCGUCCGACGGGUUUUGUUUUUAACCCCCCUCCCCCGGAAGAGGACACUGUUAGCGUAGACAAUCCAAUCUACAAGAGCGAGUAUGAGAUUCCAAUAGAUGCUGGGCAAAACAACAUCCUUUAUGCUGAGGCCGACAGUGACAGGUUAAGCAAAAUAGACGCCAGUUCAAACGGGCUGACGUUCGGAUAUCCGAUGGAAGAGGGUCUCUACGAAACAUCGGAUUCGCUAGGCAUAGACAAGGAGAGAAAAAAAUCGGUUGCGUUCGACGACAGAAUCGAAAGGAUGCAGAUAGAUGCGGUGAAGGAUGACGAGGAUGAAAUAAGCGACAGCGAAAACUUAGACAGGGCCAUCUAAACAGAUUUAAACGUUGUAAAUUAAGUAUUGUUAAUAAACGUUAU